UUGUGUUUGAAGGGAGAGAGAGAGGAGAAAGAAGAAGUUACUCCAAGAAAAUAAUGAGCUCAGACGUAUAAAGUCCUCACUCCGCAACACCUCAGCUGUUUGUCAACUCUGCCAUGGAUUCGUCCUCCCAGAAUUUACUCUGAGGGCCCAGCGAGGACGCAAAGCAGAGAGAAGCAGCGGCGGCGGACGGACGGACGGACGGACGGAGGAGGGAGAAAAGCAGUAAAACCUCGGCUGGAGUGAGGAGAAGCCAGUUUGUGUGGGUGAAGCAGAGGAGCAGCAGAGGCAGCGAGCGAAGGUGGGGGAGUGGAGGAGUGAGGCGCCCCGCUCUUCCAAAGUGAAGUAAAGAGGGGCAAGCAGGGGGAAAAGAAGAAGAAGAAGAAGUAGAAGAAGAAGAGGAGUGAUAAAGACAUGGGGCUCUGUGCUGUUCUGAUCAUCUGCCUCUCCCAGGCUGAGCUGGGCAGAGUCUGGGCUCAGGAGCGUCAAGAUGCUCGGACCGACCUGCGGACAGACGGAGACCCGUCCGGUUUCCACAGAACCAGGAGAGACCAGCAGAUCCCACAAGAACACAGAGAAGCUCGCGACACACAGGCCGAAGGAGGAGGAGGAGGAGGAGUCGACAUCAGCACCCUGCCGGACAACAUGACUCGUAUCGUGGAGGACUCCCAGAGGUACUACAGAUGGCAGAGCUUUGGUCCAACAGACAGACGGACUGAAGACUUGUGGGUGGAUCUGAACAACCUGCACAAGAGCCAAGUCCGAAUCCACGGCAUCCUGUCCAACACGCACCGACAGGCAGCGAGGGUGGCGCUGUCCUUUGACUUCCCAUUCUACGGACACUACCUGAGACAAAUUAUUGUGGCAACUGGAGCCUUACUGUAA
Stegastes partitus (bicolor damselfish) is the source of this 882-nucleotide messenger RNA. Its product is annotated as plexin domain-containing protein 1-like. NCBI's taxonomy places the organism in Eukaryota, Metazoa, Chordata, Actinopteri, Pomacentridae. The record is from RefSeq and is a predicted model, not a curated record. The transcript has 6 exons. The coding region runs from base 412 to 882 and encodes 156 amino acids.